CUGCUGCCAGUGGCCUUGUAAUACAUACAUAACAAGCUCACACGUGCAAACUGGACGGAAUUGGGCUGGACUAACGAGUUUUUACGAUGAAUUUCUAUUAAGUUUAUGAUGGAUGAUAGUCGUCUUGAGGCUAUAAUGGAAAAAAUGAAGCAAAUCGAUGAAAAUUUCAGCAAUAUGGAGUCAAAAACUAAAGCAACUCCAAGCAGAGCUGAUUUAAAACCAAUGUCUGAUGUUGUAGUGGACACAAAUCCAUACAGUAGACUGAUGGCACUGAAAAGAAUGGGUAUUGUUGAUAACUAUGAGAAAAUUCGCGAUUAUUCCGUUGGAGUUGUGGGCGUUGGGGGAGUUGGAAGUGUCACUGCAGAAAUGUUAACCAGAUGUGGUAUUGGUAAACUGAUUUUGUUUGAUUAUGACACAGUGGAAUUGGCGAAUAUGAACCGGUUAUUCUAUCAGCCGCAUCAAGCGGGCAUGACGAAGGUGCAAGCUGCUUCUUUGUCAUUGACUCACAUCAAUCCUGAUGUUAUUAUUGAAGCACAUAAUUAUAAUAUUACUUUGUUGGAGAAUUAUGAUCAUUUCUGCAAACAACUCACUGAAGGUGGCAUCGAUGGAAAACCCCUUGACUUAGUCCUUUGCUGUGUGGACAACUAUGAAGCGCGUCUAGCAGUAAACACCGCGUGUAACGAACAUGACCUCACCUGGUUUGAGUCCGGUGUAGCUGAAAAUGCAGUCUCCGGCCACAUCCAAUACAUCUGCCCUGGUGAAACCGCCUGUUUUGCCUGUGUGCCUCCCUUGGUAGUCGCUUCAGAAAUCGAUGAACGUACUCUGAAACGUGAAGGUGUAUGCGCUGCGAGUCUUCCAACUACAAUGGGAAUUGUCGCUGGACUUUUAGUGCAAAACGCGCUCAAAUAUCUUCUUAAAUUCGGAACGGUUUCGCAUUAUUUGGGUUAUUCAGCAUUAACUGAUUUCUUCCCAACGAUGCAACUCAAACCCAACGUAACUUGCGGUGAUAGUCAUUGUGUCAAGCAACAGAAACUGAAAGCAGAAGCGAUAAAAUCAAAAACAAUUGAAGUAAAACCCGAAGAAGCGCCUGUGCAUGAAGAUAACGACUGGGGAAUUUCAUUAGUUGAUGAGAGUGUUGUUAAAGAGGAGAAAUUAGAUGUUGCUGAAGGUAUUUCGUUCGCUUAUAAUGUUGAUACAACGCAGGAAACAGUUGGAGGUGGAGGUGGACCGGAAAAUGAAGAAUCCGAAUCAUUGGAGGACCUAAUGGCGAAGAUGAAAAGUAUUUAAGCUUGUUAUUAAAAAAAUAAAUAUUUUAUAAAUAACUCAACAUCAAAAUUCACACGAAAUUUAGUUUACAAACUGUUUAGACUCUGAUUAUGUGUAAAAACUACUCUCUGUUGCAAUUUUUUACAAGUCUAGUGGGUUGUCAUCAUAUGUUAUUGUUUAGUUUGUCAUUUGGAUGUCUUAUAGUUGCGGAAUAUAUAUUUUACGAAUACUAACUCUUAUUGACUUUGGUUUUAAGUGAACGAUCACAUUUCACACUGCAGUAAAGUUUGUUUUAUAGUGGAUAUGAGAAGAUAAAGUGCUUUUAGAUAAGAAAUAAACCAAUAACUAGUGUUUAGUUAUUAGAAAAUUCACAGAAUUUGCACAAAAAUGCUAAAAACUUGAAAAUAUUCAAAAAAAUGCUUUAAAAUCGA
Dalotia coriaria is the source of this 1697-nucleotide messenger RNA. It is a transcript of the gene Uba5, whose product is annotated as Ubiquitin-like activating enzyme 5. Gene Ontology annotation, biological process: protein ufmylation. Lineage: Eukaryota; Metazoa; Arthropoda; Insecta; Coleoptera; Staphylinidae. Gene Ontology annotation, cellular component: cytosol; cytoplasm. Bases 106 to 1287 code for a protein of 393 amino acids. Gene Ontology annotation, molecular function: UFM1 activating enzyme activity. The transcript has 3 exons. The record is from RefSeq and is a predicted model, not a curated record.